CUCCCUCCACCUCUUCCCACUAUCCUUUCAAUGACAUCCAAUUUCCAUGUAGUUAUUAUUGGGGCUUCCUUUGCGGAGGCUCCAGUCGCCCCAUACUCUCCUCAAAGACGUAGCCUCUGUUAAGGUUACAUUGAUUGGCUUAUCACCGACGUUCUACUUUGCCAUUACGGCCCCUCGACUCAUUGCAGAGCCUGAUGCCUUCAAGCCCGACAAAUAUCCUCUUCUAACUGAGGGGAAUCCCCCUCAUUAUCCCGACCAGUGCUUUGAAUUGAUGCACAACCACGCGACCGCAGUGGAUGUACAGUCUACGACAGUUCUAGUCAGCAAUAUCAAGGCUAUCUCCUUCGACUAUUUUGUGAUUUCCAGUGGGAGCACGACUGCGUCGACUAAUGGCGACAGUGGCACGCCCAUACCCUUCAAACAGCCAGUAAUCAGUGACAAGACUCAGUGAUUGGAGAAGCACAAGAUUACUCACUCGUGCUGAAGGGCAUUUUUGUUACAGGAGCUGACCCAAUCGGAUUUGAAUUAGCUGUAGAACUCUCAGAAGCCGUUCAACAAGGACAAAGAAAGUGAGCAUUGCCCUUGUUUCUCUCACAGAUCGCGUACUACCGAUACUGUAGCCCGCUGGCAGCAUUGUGGCGGAGUGACUGCUCAAAAGAAGAGGCGUCAUUGUUCUUAAAUGGUCUAAGGUACUGAGUUCAAGAUAGCGAUAGCAGGUUGUGGACUGUGACCAUAGAUAAUAGCAAGCAGGUCCCUGCCAAUGUCAAUAUUCCAACAACUGGUAUUCUCCCUAUGAUCAUGGUUGAAACAUUGUCAUCAAAGAACUCCGAGUUCAAGGGAAAGGGAGAAAAUUCUCAACGUCGUUACCGAUUUUGCGGCGGGAGUUAUUACCAACUAUCCCAUGAAGCUUGCUUAUAAAGCACACGAGCAAGCUUAUUCUGUUGCUGACAAUCCAAAAGCGGACACACUGGGGCCCUGGGAAAUAUAAGGUCUUUGAUGAAAGAG
Messenger RNA from Aspergillus alliaceus, 1005 nucleotides. RefSeq lists its product as uncharacterized. Lineage: Eukaryota; Fungi; Ascomycota; Eurotiomycetes; Eurotiales; Aspergillaceae. The coding region runs from base 272 to 451 and encodes 59 amino acids. The record is from RefSeq and is a predicted model, not a curated record. The transcript has a single exon.